UAUAACGGUACACAAAAAGCUGAACCCAUUACGAAAUGCCACUUUGCCGAUGAAAAAUGCAUGAUCGAGCAGGCGCACAAGUUGUUUAAGAAAGCUGCCACAGGUGUGCCUGAAAGGGAUAUACCAGCUUUGGAGCCGUUGAAGUUGGAUAAGAUUGAAAUGUUGGGUGAUAAAAAUAGUGCUUUAAAAGUUGACUUGAUAAUGAACGAUGUGGAGAUACAUAAUUAUACGAAGGCGCGCGUUACAUCGAUCAAAGGCUUCAGCAAAGAUCUCAGUAAACCAAUGAAAGUCGUCACGCAAAAUUUCAAUCCGCGUAUCAUUAUCAAGUCGAAAUAUAAGAUCAAUGGCAAUAUACUUGUGUUGCCUAUUAGAGGUGAAGGUGAACUCACUAUGGUGUUGGACAAUGUAAAAACCCGCUUUUCGACCACACUCAAAGUGGAGGAGCGUAAUGGUAAAAUUUAUUUGUCUGCUGAUACCAUCAAACUCGAAACUCAAAUGGACAAGGUUCACACUGACAUGACAAACCUCUUUAAUGGCGACAAAACGCUCUCUGAGAGCAUGCUCCAGGUAUUGAACGACAACUGGCGGUUACUCAGUGAUGAUCUGACGCCGAUUAUCAACGAGGCAUUGGGGAAUAAAGUGAAAGAGUUGUUGAAGAAAUUCUUCAAAGAUGUGCCGUAUGAUGAUUAUUUUUUGGCGGACUAAAUGAGUGUGUUUGAAUAAAAAAAUGUGAGAGACUUUGAAUAAUAUAAUAGAAGUUACUAGCGUUUUUAUUUUUUUCUUGAAAAGAGAUCAGAAUAUAAUAAUUUCUUAGCAUAAUACUGUUGAGAAGUAGAAACAUAUUCACCAUAGAUGAACGAAAGUAUUUCGCGGCACAUAUUAACGAGAAGAGGGAAAGACUGUAGUUGACCAAAGAAAAUUCAAAGCUUGUGUCCAUAGUUGAUGUUGUAUUGAUUAAAAAUUUACUGAAUAUUUGCUGUAUUCUUUAUAGAUUGAUAUUUACAGAUCAUAUACAUACAUUAAAAUAUCAAUAAAUGAAAGCAAACACUGUAAUAGAACAAA
Molecule: messenger RNA, 1062 nt
Organism: Zeugodacus cucurbitae (melon fly)
Lineage: Eukaryota; Metazoa; Arthropoda; Insecta; Diptera; Tephritidae
Product: circadian clock-controlled protein daywake-like
Exons: 4
Coding region: 61-705 (214 amino acids)
Source: RefSeq, a predicted model, not a curated record